GGCCGCAACCCUCGCCUCGCCGGCCUCCACGGGAAGCGCGGCGGCGGCAUGGGCGGCGGGGCGCGGCGCCCCCAGCCUGCGACCCCGCGGACCCUCCUCUCGGCGCGCCGCCUCCGCAGCCGGGGCUCCGGCGUGACUCCGGCACCGAGCCCCACUCCCGCGGGCGGCGCGUAGGGGCUAUCGAUCCGUGCCCUCCCGGGACCCGUCGGCUUCAGCCCGGGUCGCACGGCCGCCGAGCCGCCUCCGGCGGGGCCCUCCCGAGGCCCCGGAGCGGGGACCAUGAAAGUAAAACUGAGCUCUUAAUUAAAAGGGCAGAAGUUAACAAUUAACUAAGGAUGCAGGCCUUCUCAAAAGUGAGGUCGGCCACUGGCGACGGAGAUGCGCUGUGUGUUACAGAAGAGGAGCUGGCAGCCGACGACGACGAGGACAUGCCGUCCUUCCCGUGCACACAGGAGGGCCGGCCGGGGCCCCGCUGCAGCCGCUGCCAGAAGAACCUGUCUUUGCACACGUCGGUGCGGAUCCUUUACCUCUUUCUGGCCUUCCUGCUGGUGUCUGUGGCCGUGCUGGCCUCUCUGGUUUUCAGGAAAGUGGACUCUCUCUCAGAAGACAUCUCCCUGGCCCAGGCCCUUUAUGACAAGAAGCUUGUGUCUAUGCAGGAAAAUCUCCAAGGGCUGGAGCUGAAAGCCCCGAACAACUGCUCUUUCUGCCUUGAGGCUGGGCAGCUGGGGCAAGAGAUCAGAAAGCUGCAGGCGGAGCUGGAGGGAAUUCAGAAGAUGCUUCUGGCUCAGGAGGUCCAGCUGGACCAGACCUCCCAGACCCACGAACUGCUCUCCACCACCAGCGGUCAGAUCUCCCAGGAGAUGGGCAAUUGCUCCUUCUCCGUCCACCAGAUCAACCAGUCUCUGGGGCUCUUCCUGGCCCAGGUGAGAGGCUGGCAGGCCACCACAGCCGGCCUGGACCUCUCUCUGAAGGACCUCACCCAGGAGUGCUACAACGUCAAGGCUGCGAUGCACCAGAUCAACUUCACCGUGGGGCAGACUUCUGAGUGGAUCCACGGGAUCCGGCGGAAGACAGACGAGGAGACCCUGACCCUCCAGAAGAUGAUCGCCGACUGGCAGAACUACACGCGGCUCUUCAGCAGCCUGCGUGCCACCUCGGCCAAGACGGGAGAAGCGGUCAAGAGCCUCCAGGCCACCCUGGGGGCCUCCUCCCAGCGCAUCAGCCAGAAUUCUGAGAGUAUGCACGACCUGGUGCUGCAGGUCAUGGGCUUGCAGCUGCAGCUGGAUAACAUCUCGUCCUUCCUGGACGACCAUGAGGAGAACAUGCACGACCUGCAGUACCACACCCACUACGCCCAGAACCGCACGGUGGAGAGGUUCGAGACGCUGGAAGGACGCAUGGCUUCCCAUGAGAUCGAGAUCGGCACCAUCUUCACCAACAUCAACGCCACCGACAGCCACGUGUACAGCAUGCUCAAGUACCUGGAUGACGUGCGGCUCUCCUGCACGCUGGGCUUUCACACCCAGGCCGAGGAGCUCUACUACCUGAACAAGACCGUCUCCCUUAUGCUGGCCACCACCGACCUGCUCCGGGAGCGCUUUGGCCUGCUCAGCGCCCGCCUGGACUUCAACGUCCGCAACCUGUCCAUGGUCAUGGAGGAGAUGAAGGCCGUGGACAUGCAGCACGGGGAGAUCCUGCGCAACGUCACCAUCCUACGAGACCCAGGUCCUGCCAGCUCUCCCCUCUCUGACUGCAUGACUCAUGGCUGGCUCUGGAGGGACAGGCGGAGGCUCGGCUCACCAGAGGAAGACAGUCCUUCAGGUGCCCCAGGCCCUCCAGGACCGAGAGGACUCAAGGGAGAUGUGGGCGUGAAAGGGCCUGUUGGCAGCAGAGGACCAAAAGGAGACCUCGGCAGCUUGGGCCCCCCAGGACCUCAGGGUCCUCAAGGGCAGCCAGGGGACACCGGGCCUGUAGGAGAAAGGGGGCCGGUUGGCCUGCGAGGUUUCCCAGGCCUCAAAGGCUUGAAGGGCAGCUUUGGAACUGGAGGCCCAAGAGGACAGCCAGGCCCCAAAGGGGACGUGGGGCCUCCAGGGCCAGAGGGGCCCCCAGGGUCUCCAGGGCCAGAGGGGCCUCAGGGAAAACCAGGGAUCGCUGGGAAGAUAGGGUCACCAGGCCAGCGGGGGCCCAUGGGGCCAAAGGGCGAACCAGGAAUCCAGGGUCCCCCUGGCCUCCCUGGGCCCCCAGGCCCACCAGGGAGCCAGAGCCGCUUUUGAGGAGCGGCCUGGUCCCGGACACUGCCACGCAGAAGGUGGGGAAGGGUGCUCGGGUGAGGAGAGACCCCUGAAAAGCCGCACCUGCAGACAUUGUGGUCCUUCGGUCCCGAAGAGCGUUCUCCCAGGCCUGCCCCUGCACCUCCGGGCUUCCCAGUAGUGACUAUACCAUAGAAGGCAGCCCCGUAUACACACACGCACAUGCACACGCACGUUUCCCUGCUGGCCGGGGGGCUGACUGGGUUUCCGUGGCUGGGCGGGAGGAGAGGGCAGGAGAAGCCCCCUCGCCUGUGGCUGAGCCUGCCGGGGAAGCGGCUACCUCGGGGCAGCGGUCUUAACUCUGGCUCUGAGCUGGUGACCAGCGCUAGUCUUUCUAGCAUCUUCACACCCAUCCUAGCUGGCUGGCAGUUCCCUGAGGCUCCCAGGGGUUGAAAAGACCCAGGAAAAGCUUUGCAGGGGAUUACGGUUCAAACUCGAGGGACGAGGUGGAUUUGGCAACCAUAAGACCUUCCCUGUAACCAUGGGAGCAGCGUCCCGGGAACUCACACGGGACACACCUGGGCCCUGAGCACUGUGUCCCCAGGAGUUCAGCAUUUUUUCCCACAUCUCCAGAAAAUUCCUCGCUUCAUCCUUGCAUCCACCUCUCAGGAGCAUCCCAGAAGGAAUCCAAGCAGGAGCUUCAUCUGCACCGGGACACUCUCCAGGCCCUGGAACGUUCUGCCAAAGUAGAAGGCCCCGUUCCGAUCUGGGGGGUGACCGCUUUGUGGCAACUGGGGGAGGGCUGACCGCCGGGCUGCUCUCCCUUCCCCGCGCCUGCUCUCCUCCUGACCUCACCCCACCGUGACCCAGAAUGGCCCCAGGCCUCUCUGCAGGGGCAGCUGGACCAGAUGAGGGGGAGGGGCCCCAGCUCCCUUUGAUGUCACCCCUCACCCACCUUCAUCCUCCUGCGCAGCCAGCAGCAAGGAGGACUGGGACAUCCCCAGUGAAGCUGCCCCUCCUUUGUGUUCUAACAGAUAACGACCACCCCUGGGAUGGGGGCUUACAGCUGUCCCCUCCCCAGCCCGACCCAGAGACCGGCCCCUCUCCAUUCCAGAAGCCUUCCCCCUUCUUGUAACAGGUGUGCAACUGGCUUGCACUCCCGCUGCCCUCACUGCCGUGUAGUUCUCCUGUCUACAUAUGAUAUCAUGCCACGUAGUAUCACUGACUCAGUAAAGAGCUGUUUCUAGGAGGGAGGUGUCUUCUGGUCCUUUCUGCUUGACCGGGACCGUGAUGUCUUCAAGGGCUCCACCUCACCUGGCCUUUGAAGGGGAACCAGUGCACAAGGGGUCCCUUAGAUAUUCAGUCCCACUGUGGAGUCCAGGUCGGACCCCCUGGCCCUUCACUCUGGAAACACUGAGUUCUGCUGGGAGUUCCCAGUGGUCCUGCAGGGGCCAGGGACCAAGCGUGGCUGAGGGAUUACCCACAGCGAGCAGGAACCCAGUGGAAGCAAGGUGAACCUACUAAUCUUGCAGCAGGGCCCUAGAGCUCUUGGGCUAGAAUGAGAUUGGAAAAUAAGACAGGACACCUGAGUGAUACCCCCUGCUCCCCCGUCUUGUCCCUAACACAAGGAGAUAAAACAGAAAAGGGGGAGGAGACCAGACCUGCCCCAAAGGACCUGGCCCUCCAGGGUCCACAGGAAACAAAGGACAGCUGGGUCCUCUGGGAAUCAGCUGGGCCUGUUCCAGGAAUCAGGGGUGCGUGAAGGGCUGUGCCCUCGGCUGGCUUUCAAGGCAUAUGUCUUAGUCCGUUC
Messenger RNA from Aethalodelphis obliquidens (Pacific white-sided dolphin), 4059 nucleotides. It is a transcript of the gene SCARA3, whose product is annotated as scavenger receptor class A member 3. The record is from RefSeq and is a predicted model, not a curated record. The coding region runs from base 336 to 2273 and encodes 645 amino acids. NCBI's taxonomy places the organism in Eukaryota, Metazoa, Chordata, Mammalia, Artiodactyla, Delphinidae. The transcript has 8 exons.